Nematostella vectensis (starlet sea anemone) is the source of this 1851-nucleotide messenger RNA. RefSeq lists its product as uncharacterized. The transcript has 2 exons. The record is from RefSeq and is a predicted model, not a curated record. The coding region runs from base 1 to 1851 and encodes 616 amino acids. NCBI's taxonomy places the organism in Eukaryota, Metazoa, Cnidaria, Anthozoa, Actiniaria, Edwardsiidae.
AUGAUUGUGAUGCAGAUUUACGACCUUUCUACAUGUCAGCGGUCCGUCAUGGCGGCAGGACGUCCUUUUCCCAGCUCCGACGUAUUUUUCAUCUUUUUGCUUGUAACUGUACAUUUAUCACGGCCAAUUGGCCUAAAUGUGGACAAGCAGUGUCAAGUACCGCACUGGGGCUCUGUCAGGACUUUUAAUGUUUGCCGUGCGCGUUACUUCCAAGGGAGAGUCUCUUACUACAACUGCUCAACUUCGCCUUCAUUCAACCUGUGCGAGCUGCGGAUCACAAGGAGCGACAACGUUGAGUCGAACCCUGGCUUUCCUGGGCAUUCUCUCUCGGUGUUCUACCAAAAUGCCAGGAGUCUGAAAGCCGCUACUUGGGACACAGAAGGUAACGAGGCAUUGGAGUGCAAAUUGAAUCGCCUACAAGACAUAGUUUACUCCGCCGACUACGACCUCGUGGCGAUUAGUGAAACUUGGUUAAACUCAAGCAUUCUGGACACGGAGAUUCUACCCAAUGGCUAUGAUAUUCCACAAGGACAGGGAAACGCGUCCGUUAACCCGCUAUCCCUUCCCGGAGCUGUUGCAGCGGUUGAAGUGAAACUGUCAUCCAAUAAGUUACUUCUGGUAGCAGUGUGCUACCGCGCUCCAGACGACAACGAGUUCGUCGUCCCAUUCAGGUCAUUAACAGGUUUGACGGGAUCGAGAAAAUACGCUGAGGUGCUUAUUGUUGGCGAUUUCAAUUUCCCCAAGAUUCAAUGGGUUGAAGGAUCUGGUUUUGUUAACAGCGACGUUGGAAUUGUAUGCGAGUUCGCCAAUAUUCUAUCUGAUGCAUUUCUCUACCAGCUAGUCGAAGCUCCCACGCGGAAAGAAAAUAUUCUAGAUCUAGUUCUAGUUAGCGAUAUAAAUCUAGUGGACUCGGUUUUUGUGGAGGGAAACAAUUGUUUACCGUCCGAUAACAAAUGCAUCUAUUUUGAUUUUCGCUGUUCCGCCAAGAUAAUAAAUUCACCAUCCAGAUCUGUUUAUGAUUUUAAGAACGCUGACUUUGCGUCCCUUAGGGGCCAUCUACAAACAAACUGUGCUGCUAUAGAAUGGGACUCUCAUGAUGUGAACAAUUCCCUCAGGUCUUGGAAGAGUGCGUUUCUGGAUGCAGUAGACACCUUUGUUCCUAUGCGUAACGUCAAAAACAAUCAGUGCGCUCCCUGGAUUGAUUGCGAUCUCGCGUACGCUAUAAAAAAGAAAAAAACGUUUUGGAAAAACAAAGUGCGCAAAUCCAAAGACCCUGCAGUUUUCGAGAAAUUCAGGAGAAUGCGUCAGCGGAUAAAGAACUGGAUUCGGGCGAAUAGGAAAGCCUACUUCACAAGAAUUGCCUCUGAAGUCCACUCUAAUGCCAAGCCCUUCUGGUCCUUUUUCAAAACCAAAUCCUCUCGCAGCUCCUUUCCUGAAACGAUGUUAGAGGGCAACAACGAGGUCACCGGCGAUUUGCUCAAGGCCGAAGCGUUUUCGAACCGUUUCAAGUCGAUCUUCACGGACCACUCCCUGUGCUCUUUUCCAGCAGGCACCCUAUGCAUAAGCCAUGUGCUUUCAAAUAUCGUGCUGUCUACGCAGGAAGUGCUACAAGAACUUCAAGCGCUCAAUGUCAACAAGGCAAUGGGUCCUGACCUUAUCCCCGCAAGACUUCUUGUUGAGUGCGCUGACGCCAUCGCUGAACCAGUCUACAGUCUCUUCAACCUCUCUCUCGCAUCGGGCGAUAUUUUCUCUGAGUGGAAGGAUGCUAACCUGACUCCCAUCUACAAGAAAGGUCCGCGUGCCUUGUUUUCCAACUACCGUGGUAUAUCGCUUUUGCCGAUCCUGUCUUAG